AUGGUUACAUUAGCAUCUACUUACGUCGGGGCGGAACCGGCUGAGACAGUUGAUAGGUACGACAAGAAACAGAAGAAAGAAAUAACUAUACCCUGUCCAAAUAUUAUUAAAGACUAUAACGCCUUUCUUGGGAAGAGUCCUUGUGUAACUAAAAAAAGUAUUGAAAAGAGAACAUCUAGUAGCAAUAUUGAAAAACAAUUAGAAGCGAAAAAACCUCGCCGUAAACCACUGAACACUGUACUUGUAAAAGAUGUGAGAACGGAUGGUGUUGACCAUAACGAGAAAAGAUGUGAAAAGAAAAAUUGA
Parnassius apollo (apollo) is the source of this 306-nucleotide messenger RNA. The record is from the annotation of a GenBank genome assembly. NCBI's taxonomy places the organism in Eukaryota, Metazoa, Arthropoda, Insecta, Lepidoptera, Papilionidae.